AUGGCACCCAAGAUCUUCUUACUUGGUGCGACAGGAUACAUUGGUGGGGAUGCUCUUUACGCUCUCGUUCAGACCCAUCCCGAGUACGAAAUAGCAUGCCUGGUCCGCAAUUCCGACAAAGGUGCCCAGGUGGCGAGCCAAUACGUAAAAGCCAGGCUUGUCUAUGGAACCUUGGAUGACGGAGAUAUACUAGGGCAGGAGGCAAAGAAAGCGGACAUUGUGCUCAAUUGCGCCAAUGCAGAUAACGAGAACGCCGUAAACGCUCUCACCAAAGGACUUGCAGCCCGUGCAGCAGAAACCCCGGGCUUCUACAUCCACACGUCCGGCAAUGCGAUCCUCUUCGUCGCCGAUAUCGACCGUAAGAUCUACGGAGAAACGUCUAGCAAGAUCUACAAUGAUUGGGAAGGCAUUGGGGAAGUUACCUCUCUGCCUGACCAUGCCCCCCAUCGGAAGAAUGACAAGAACGUCAUCAGUGCAGAGGGUCCCAAGGUCAAGACCGCGAUCAUCUGUCCGCCUACAAUAUAUGGGCCUGGAAGAGGACCCGGAAAUCAAAGAAGCCACCAAAUUCCGGAGCUGGCGAGGUCCAUGCUCGAGAAAAAGAAGGGUCUUCAAGUUGGAGUUGGGGAGAAUCUAGGACCGAACGUCCAUGUUCAUGACCUGAGCGAUUGUUAUGUCAAGCUUGUUGAAGCUGCGGUUGAAGGAGGCGGAAAUGCUACAUGGGGGAAGGAAGGGUACUAUUUCGCGGAGAAUGGGGAGCACAUCUGGGGGCACAUCUCCAAGGCCGUGGCGAAAGCUGCACACAAGCAAGGCUUCCUUCCCUCCGAUGAAGUUGUUUCGAUCUCCGAGAAAGAGGCGGAUGAUUUGGCUUGGUGGGGCUCGGCACUGUGGGGAGCAAAUUCAAGGUUUCGUGCCAUUCGGGCUCGCAAAUUGCUAGGAUGGUUGCCAAAGAAAGCGGCAAAGGACCUUGAUGGUGACAUCCUGGAGGUUGUCAGCGCUGAGGCGAAAAGCCUUGGGCUUGUGCCAGGUCAUGCGGCAAAGGUUGCUGGUUGA
Molecule: messenger RNA, 1050 nt
Organism: Letharia columbiana
Lineage: Eukaryota; Fungi; Ascomycota; Lecanoromycetes; Lecanorales; Parmeliaceae
Exons: 3
Coding region: 1-1050 (349 amino acids)
Molecular function (GO): oxidoreductase activity, acting on the aldehyde or oxo group of donors, NAD or NADP as acceptor; NAD binding
Source: RefSeq, a predicted model, not a curated record